AUGGUGAAAGAGAAAAGAAGAAUUGAUAAGUGCUUAUCGAUCCCCUUUGCUUUCCUUUGUGUACUUAAAGGCUUCCAAAAGGACCACCUAACAGGGAAUCAAAGUUUUGUAAAUAGAACCCACGGCGACGUCGAAAUGUAUGUAUGCUUCAAUCUUGUGUGGGUUAGGGGUAGAAGAAAUGAUGGGAUUGGUCGAACUAAGGAUGGUUAG
Messenger RNA from Arabidopsis thaliana (thale cress), 210 nucleotides. RefSeq lists its product as uncharacterized. The record is from RefSeq and is marked reviewed. The coding region runs from base 1 to 210 and encodes 69 amino acids. Lineage: Eukaryota; Viridiplantae; Streptophyta; Magnoliopsida; Brassicales; Brassicaceae. The transcript has 3 exons.